This is a messenger RNA of Cydia fagiglandana, 2814 nucleotides long. RefSeq names its product serine protease inhibitor 28Dc-like (gene serpin-13). Gene Ontology annotation, molecular function: serine-type endopeptidase inhibitor activity. The transcript is spliced from 9 exons. Lineage: Eukaryota; Metazoa; Arthropoda; Insecta; Lepidoptera; Tortricidae. The coding region runs from base 171 to 1499 and encodes 442 amino acids. The record is from RefSeq and is a predicted model, not a curated record.
GUCUGCGGCUCGAAAGGUCGUGUUGUGUCGGAGCUGCAUCAUGAAAUAUGAAGUUUUAAAUGUUUCGUGAACGUUGACGAUUUUAACUUGCUUCGCUAAACAAUACGCAGUUUUUUCUGUCGUUGAUUUACUACAUUUAUUUGGAUAUUGCUUGCUGUCUUGUUUUAAAGAUGGGUGGAUGCUUUCAGAACAAAAUGGAUUCGAGAUCUCAUGCCUUCUUGUUUCUGAUGUUUAUUAGCGUCGCCAUCUCUGACAAUGAGGGAAACACAACGGAACCGAGGGUCACGGAACAUCCACAUAAUCAAGAACAGUUAUCCAACACAAUCAAUGAGUUCGGUUUCAAAUUGCUGACGGAGGAGAUGAAACGGAACGCGGACACAAACAUAGUCAUGUCCCCUACUGGUAUCGCAGGUCUCCUCUCGAUGGCGCUUCUGGGUAGCGCUGGCAACACAUACACGGAGCUGGCAACGGCACUCGGGUUUUCCCAAGAUAUUCUCCGAAACCGCGCGCACCACGAACGGUUCGGCUCGCUACUGCAUCUCCUGAGUAACUCUACUACAUACGCGGACGCCAUAUUGGUCGCGCCGCGUACACGCAUCCGACCGCUGUACAGAGAGUUCCUACAACGCGUGUACCAAGGCGACGCGCGCGCUGUGGAGUUUACCAACGCGCCGUUGGCUAGAGACACCGUCAAUGAAUGGAUCAAAAACCACACAAAAGGGAAAAUAGAAGAAUUUCUGAAAGAACCGCUCCCAGUCGAGACGAAGGUUGUGUUGCUGAGCGCCCUCUACUUCAGCGGACAAUGGAUGAGUCCAUUCUUGCCAGAACACACGAGGAAGAUGGCGUUCAAAACUCCCACAGGCGACGUUAUGGCCGACAUGAUGUUGAAUUUCGGACAGUUCCAAUACACAUAUUCUGCUGAAGAUGGCGUACAAAUGAUAGCUUUACCCUACAAAGACAACACAACCACGAUGUACGUGUUGAAACCACUCAAAAAGCUUGCCCUACCAGAGCUCAUGAAUCGCCUGAACUACUCCAGAAUCGACCAGCUCAUCUCCAAGAUGAUUUAUGACAGAGCGGUCAUCAGAUUCCCAAAAAUGGAUCUUAAGAACUCAAUCCAUUUAGAAGACAGCCUUAAAUCUAUAGGGCUAAGUGCGAUGUUCUCUCCAACUGCGAAUUUCGCUCUUAUGAUAGAUACGGAUAGAGAUAAUUCUAACGAGGAGUUGUUGACGAGGAUCAUUUUUGAGGAUAAGUCCCAGCAUAUAAAAGAUGCGGUGAACGGUUUGCCGAAUCCGGGGGUGCAUGUGGACACGGUGCUGCAUGAAGUUAGGAUCACUAUAGAUGAAUACGGCACGGAGGCGGUGGCGGCCUCUGGCGGGUUCCUGUCUCGCACGGCGGAGCAGUUCUACGUGGACUCCCCCUUCUACAUGUUCAUCAGAGACGAGAGCACCAAGCUAGUCACCUUCAGCGCUGCCAUCUUUAAUCCUACUCUAUCUUAGAGGAUAACCAAACGGAGACGCCAUGUCUGUCAUUUUCGGUACAAAAUAAUCUGCCGAUUUUUGUGUAGGAGGGGCACGUCAAAUGUAUACGGAACGUAAAAAUAGCCAUGUCAGAUAAAUGUCAGCCCAUACUAUGUGUAUGACCAUUGGCCGCCUAUUUUCGAAAGAAGGGAACGCCUGUUAAUACCAACUCCGUUUGACUGUCAAUUAGAAAAAAACACGCACUCGAACGCCUUGACAAUAGAGGCGUGUUUAGAUAUUUGUGAGCACCUUGCCGGAUACGGUAUAUCUGAUGGCGAUAUACGUACUUAAGUUUUAAACAGGGAUUUAGCUUUAAGGAGUUAAAAUCUGUUUUAUACUGAUUAUAAAUGUUUAUUCUGAUAAAAAGCUUUUUAAUUUUACAACUAUACUAUACAACAUAAUGCUAAUCUAAUAAUAUGCGUAUUGAACAUUUGUAUCUAGAGUGUCUACCUUUCUCUACUCUACCUCUACUAGGUACUCUAGGUAGGUUACCUCUGUUAAAUUAAUAAUGAUCAGUAGUUCAUACAUGAGAGCAGUGGCGGAUUUGCAGUCUUUGCCGCCCUAGGCCCCAAGCCUUGUAGCCGCCCCUUUCUCAGCAUCAGCACCCAUCAUAUUGACUACAUUUACAUCAGGCAACGAAAAGAUAUAUUAUAGAGGGAAAUGCAUGGUUGGGACACAUCUUUUACUUAGUAACUUUUUUGGACUCGUUAAUAGGAGGUGAACAUAUCAAAAAUAGGGGGGCUUUGGUUUAAAUGUCACAUUUUUCGGUUUUUCGCUUAUUAUAUCUCACAAAUUAUACGUCCUUGUGACAUGAUCAUAGGAACAUAGGUUUUACGAAAAAAAUAAGCAAAUAUUUAUUCAUUUUAAGUGACAGUUUUACCAAUAACACUGACUUUUUAUGUACCUACAAAAACAUUCAAAAAAUCUAAAAAAGAAAUAUAAGAAAAACAUUUUUUUUUUGCCUAUUUUCUUUUGAAUAACUGCUAAACAAUUUAUCCUAAAAUUAUAAAAAAAAAUAUUUAAGAUUCUUACAAUGAGCUCUUUGAUUUGAUAUGUAACACGAUAUAGUUUGAAAAACUUUAUUUUGAAAUUUUCUCAUUUACCACCCAAAAAUGACCUCCAUAUUUAAAAUUAAUUUAUUUACGUUACACGUCCAUCGGGUUAUUGGGUUACAAACUUACAUAUAUUAUGUGUGCCAAAUUUCAACUUAAUUGUUGUCCAGCAGUUUCGGAGAAAAUAGGCUGUGACAGACGGACAGCCAGACGCACGAGUAUAAGGGUUCCGUUUUUUCCUU